AUGUUCUGCAGAAUCACUAAACUUGCCAAGGCAAGUGGUACACCAUACGCACGCGGUACACCACGCAGACCAUUCCAGAAACGUCUAUGCUGUUUUGGGCGUAAGAAAGCGUUUCUUUUGAAACAGUUUAAAAGCGAAGCGUCGGAAGAAGUAAUUCGAGAAAGCGAGGGACCUCUGCCAGUCGAAGAAUACUGCACCACAUAUGACGGGACUUAUCAUAUUCCCGGCUUUCGCAAUGAAAAUAAAUCCUACGAGAAGAGAACAGAGUCUAAUUCAGAACAUGUUUUGGGCGGCGCAGAAGAGAGAUCUCAAAUUAUGGUGAUGCGCAGAGCUGUGCGGUACUCGAGUACAAGUACUCAAACACUGUACUCCAAGUACUUUCAGUGUACUCGGUACUCAAUUGCAAAAAUGUACUCGAGUACUUUCCCGUGUACUCGAGUACUUUCCCGUGUACUCGAGUACUUUCCCGUGUACUCGAGUACUUUCCCGUGUACUCGAGUACUUUCCCGUGUACUCGAGUACUUUCCCGUGUACUCGAGUACUUUUACGUGUCCUCGAGUACAUCCAAAGUAUGCAAUGAGUACAUUUUUAUGCAGUGAGACUUGUCAAAUUACGGACAUGCUGCCUGAGGCAGCAUCAGCUAGCUUGACUCACACGACAGCCUUAAAACAGCCUCAAUCAAUAAAUAAAAAGACACAAAAAGGAGCAUUGAACAAAAGGUUUUUACUUAUGUAUGAAAUGUAA
Molecule: messenger RNA, 744 nt
Organism: Brassicogethes aeneus
Lineage: Eukaryota; Metazoa; Arthropoda; Insecta; Coleoptera; Nitidulidae
Source: the annotation of a GenBank genome assembly